GGCGACCAGAGCUUUGCUCGCCGUUAUAUCUGCGUCUCCGAAUCGCUGCUUCAUCUCUCCUAGCAGGAUCAAAAUUCUUCAAUCCUCAACUUCUUCUUCAAGUGUACACUUCCAUAGACACAGUAGAAAAAUCCACAGAAUAGCUCGAAGUUACUCAUCUGACUCAGAUUCCUCCGCUCUUCAGCCGCCGGACGUGUCCCGUCUGGCUCAGACAGCUCGAAUCUCUCUAACUCCGGCAGAGGUUCCAUUUACUCUCUUUCUCUUUAUCGAAUCUACUUUGUCCAAUUGAGUUCUCCUCCUAUGAUCUUUUUUUUUUUUCCUUUUCAGAUAGAGGAAUGUGAAACUAAAAUUCGUAGAGUGAUCGACUGGUUUGGGCAGCUUCAACAAGUUGAUGUUAACAGUGUGGAGCCAGCUAUUCGAGCAGAAAUGGAUGGCGGAAAUUUGCGAGAGGAUGCUCCAGAAACAUUUGAAAACAGGGACAGUAUAAGAGCUUCCAUUCCAAGCUUUGAGGAGGCUUAUUUAAAAGUCCCUAAAAUACUAAACAAAGAGUGACUUUUUCAGCUUCUCGGAAUUGUUUGGCUGGAGAGAUUCAUUCUCAUUCUCAGCAUCUAUGUUUUCUAAAAUUUGUUAGGCGGAAACAAAAUUGCCUCAAAAUUGUUAAGUCUCAUGAAUAGUGUCUGUGAUAGGAUGUUUUGAUCCCGGCCUAUUUUGAAUCCUGUGCGGAUUUUUUAAGCCCGAUCGGUUAUAAACUCUGACUGAACUAUAUUGCUCUACAACAUUCCUAAUUCCGAAUGUGUAAUUGUAUUAUGUUGGCCGCUGAAUAAUUUCAAGUAUUCGUU
Arabidopsis arenosa is the source of this 839-nucleotide messenger RNA. The record is from the annotation of a GenBank genome assembly. NCBI's taxonomy places the organism in Eukaryota, Viridiplantae, Streptophyta, Magnoliopsida, Brassicales, Brassicaceae.